AUUCCAGAAAAUGUGCAUGAAGAACAGCUGGUGAACAGCGCGGAUCUGGAUGCUGCUGCUGUUGCUGCGAUGAGUAAAGGAGAGGAGUUUCCCACAGUGGAUGCAUCACUGACCGGUGGUCACGAGAAUGUCGUAAGUUAA
This is a messenger RNA of Gongylonema pulchrum, 141 nucleotides long. The record is from the annotation of a GenBank genome assembly. Lineage: Eukaryota; Metazoa; Nematoda; Chromadorea; Rhabditida; Gongylonematidae.